Molecule: messenger RNA, 732 nt
Organism: Symsagittifera roscoffensis
Lineage: Eukaryota; Metazoa; Xenacoelomorpha; Acoela; Convolutidae
Exons: 1
Coding region: 147-656 (169 amino acids)
Biological process (GO): nucleosome assembly; negative regulation of DNA recombination; chromosome condensation
Cellular component (GO): nucleosome; nucleus
Molecular function (GO): double-stranded DNA binding; nucleosomal DNA binding; structural constituent of chromatin
Source: RefSeq, a predicted model, not a curated record
CUAACCUCGCUCAAAUUCGUCACGUAAUAAACAACAUCUUCCGACUUAUAUACUGUUCAACGCUCAAUUUGUUCAACUGAACAAUACCAAAAUCCUCACCGAUAUCACUUCUCAGUUCAACUGAUUUUCACAUAUACAUUACUAGGAUGUCUUCCGCUGCUACCAAAAAAUCAACUCCUGCCAAGAAAACUAUCAAAUCGACUGUGCCUUCUCACCCUACAUUUAACGUCAUGAUCACCAAGGCCAUCAAAGACCUGAAAGAGAGAGGAGGAUCAAGCAAGAUGGCCAUUGUCAAGUACAUCGAAGCGAACUUCCAAGCAGGCAACAUGGUCGACCAUUUCGUUAAACUGACACUUCGAAAGAUGUGUGAGGAGAAUGAACUUGUUCACGCCAGUUCCAACAGCACUGGAGCUAAAGGAUCAUUCAAAAUACCUGCCAAAGAAACCACCACAGUCAAGAAACCAAAAGCGGAGGCUAAAACUACAGUGAAAAAGACCGCAUCUCCAAAAAAUAAUUCUCCUGCCAAAAAGACCGUAGCCAAAUCAGUAAAGAAAAAUAGUCCGAAAAAAGCCGCAGCUAAAAGAGUAGCAACUGAUGCUAAGAAAGCGGCGUCUUCUAAAGUCAAAGCUACCAAGGAGACCGCCUCGAAAAAGUAGAUGACAACCAUUAUCAAACAUUUGAACAAAAUUUUGUAUCUUUUAUUUUGCGCUAUUUUUCUAACAAAAAUUAAUU